Molecule: messenger RNA, 1794 nt
Organism: Pseudomassariella vexata
Lineage: Eukaryota; Fungi; Ascomycota; Sordariomycetes; Amphisphaeriales; Pseudomassariaceae
Exons: 1
Coding region: 1-1794 (597 amino acids)
Source: RefSeq, a predicted model, not a curated record
AUGGCGGCAAUGGCUGACCCCCUUGGUCCCGAUGUUAUUGCGGCUUCAUCACCAUCUAUACCUGUGAUCGAGGCCGAGUUGGACUCCGAUAUCUCAGCGUCCGAAGGCUGCAGAACCCCACCUCUCUGCAAGCCACUACGGGCUUUUUUCCCCAUAGGAAAGACUGGAGACGGCCGCGAAUUAUACUCACUGCGCACUCUCGAGGCUGUGGGCUAUCCAAGCAACAACUCUUCGACUUCUUCUCUCACAGGUCCCAACAUCGUCUACCAACUCAAGCCACAAUCAGGUUCGAGCCGACCAUCAACGAAGGACGAAUCAUCCUCCUUGCCUCAAAAGAAAGGGUCUCAAUUCUACCGUUGGCUACGAUGGGGCUUUGGAUCAGUCUAUCGUAGAAUCUUUACUCUUGCUUACCUCGCCAAUCUGGUCGCUCUGGCUAUCCUUGUUGCUCACACCGGUCUUGGCCUAGGAUCCCCACUCACUUAUUCAACCUGUGCCACUGCCGUGUCUGCCAACAUCCUAGCCUCACUACUGGUGCGAAACGAGCAUGUCGUCAACGCCAUGUUCAUCGUUUUCGGUAGUUGGCCUAGGCAGGCGCCCCUUUCACUUCGACGAGUGUUUGCAAAGGUUUACUCCUAUGGUGGUAUUCACAGUGGCUGCGGUGUCUCCGCGACGUUUUGGUACAUCGCCUAUCUGGUGAUGCUCACCCAGGCAUUCACUGGCCAGAAUAUUCCACUUCUUCGGGCAUACACGCUGCUGGUCAGCUACCUCAUUGUAUUCCUUCUCGUUACUAUUCUCGUCUUCGCCCAUCCACGGGUGCGGGUUCUCAUUCACAAUUGGUUCGAAGGUAUCCAUCGAUACCUUGGCUGGUCCGUCGUCGUUCUCUUCUGGGCCCAGACAAUGAUGUUAGCGGCCGAGACUGCUACCAUCCGACACAUUCCCAUGGCAGUAUCUUUGGUCAUCUCCCCAUCAUUCUGGAUGCUCAUCAUCACCACCCUUCUGGUCAUCUACCCCUGGACCCACCUUCGCCUGAGGGACGUCGAGGCCGAGCCACUUUCUGAUCAUGUCAUCAAGCUCAACUUCAGCCACGCGGACGCUCAAUACGGUCAGGCUGUCCGACUCUCUGACGCUCCUCUCAAGGAGACGCACGCUUUCGCCGUGAUUCCCAACCCGAAAUCCCAACCCACGUCUGACACGCUCCCGAAUUCGGAUUUGUCAACUUCGUCCACUCUCGAAAAGCCCCCUUUCCUCAAAUCCGGCAAAGGCUUCAGCGUUUUAAUCUCUAACGCAGGUGACUGGACAAAUAAGAUCAUCCACAAUCCGCCCAAGAAAAUGUGGAUUCGCGGUCUACCUCAAUACGGCGUCCUGCGCGUAGCUGGCCUCUUCGAUCCGGUCAUCAUCGUUGCCACCGGUUCCGGCAUUGGCCCCUGCCUCUCUUUCUUCGUGCAAAAGCCAGACCACCCGGUCCGCAUCAUCUGGAGCACGCCGAACCCCGUCGAGACGUAUGGCCAGGCCGUCGUCGACUUGAUCUUCAAGACGGACCCAAGAGCUAUCAUCCACGAUACGCGCAAACUCGGGAGGCCCGACCUGGUCGCGAUGACGCAUCUGGUGUGGGAGGCGAGUAGGUGGGAGGGGGCGCGCGGUUAUGCGCUUGGCGAAGAGAUGAGUAGCAGGAGGAACCCCCCCGGCCAGUGUGAGGCGGUCGUCAUUAUUUCUAAUCAGAAGGUUACAAAGAAGGUGGUAUAUGGGCUUGAGAGUAGAGGGAUUCCUGCUUAUGGGGCGAUUUUCGAUUCUUGA